Poeciliopsis prolifica (blackstripe livebearer) is the source of this 2450-nucleotide messenger RNA. RefSeq lists its product as uncharacterized. The record is from RefSeq and is a predicted model, not a curated record. The transcript is spliced from 17 exons. Gene Ontology annotation, molecular function: zinc ion binding; carbonate dehydratase activity. Lineage: Eukaryota; Metazoa; Chordata; Actinopteri; Cyprinodontiformes; Poeciliidae. Gene Ontology annotation, cellular component: plasma membrane. Bases 81 to 1865 code for a protein of 594 amino acids.
GUUGGAUAAAUGCUCAUUUGUGAGCUGAAUCAAUCAUUUCAUGCAACAUUUGAGAAGACUAAUUGGUUUGCGGCAGGAAGAUGCGUCUCCUAACGUUGGUGCUGGGUCUGACCUUGGUGGUUCUGGUAAAAUCCAAUGACUGGUGCUACCAUGGUUGUAGUCACACUCCAGAGCAUUGGGAAGCCCUGGAUGGAUCUCACUGUGGAGAAACAAAACAAUCUCCAAUUGAUAUUGUCACCAGCAGCGUUACGAUUGACACAAAGUUGAAUGAUUUCAACUUUGUUAAUUUCUCCUCUCAAAACACCAUCAAGAAUAUCAACAAUAACGGACAUUCAGUGCAAUGUGACAUUGAAGCGAAUGAAGUGGAAGUGAGUGGCGGUGGACUGGAUGGUGAAUAUUCUGUACUGCAGUUUCAUUUCCACUGGGAUGUAACAAACCAGUCAGGGUCUGAACACGCUUUAAAUGGCCACCGUUAUCCAAUGGAGAUGCACAUAGUCGCUGCAAAAAAAGGAGUUCCCCUGAAUGAGUCUCUGAGUCUUACAGAUGGACUUGCUGUUCUUGGGUUUUUUAUUGAGGCAACAGAAGAUGAGAACUUAUCUUGGCCGUGGAAAAAACUCACAUCCUACCUGAAAAGCAUCACAGAGGAGGGCUCUAGUGUGAAAGUAGACGACAUCACUAUUGAUGAUCUGAUCGGUAACGUGGAUCGCACAAAGUUUUAUCGAUACAACGGCUCUCUGACGACACCCCACUGCGAAGAGGCUGUCGUCUGGACGCUCUUCCACGAGCCCAUAAAAGUUCACAAAGAUUUGCUUCUGCAUUUUUCCUCUGAGAAUAGCAUCGCACCAAACUACCGUCCGAUCCAACCUCUUAACGAACGAAUCAUCACUGCCUCCCCCGCAGUUUCUUCUCAUCUGUGGUGCUAUCACAACCACUGUAAUUACGCUCCGUCUCAUUGGUCUGAACUGCCCGGCUCCCACUGCGAUGGUGAAAGCCAGUCACCCGUCGACAUCAGCACCGAGAGCGCCGUGGAGAACAGAAGUCUCAGUUCCUUCAACUUUACUCAUUUCGACAACAAGCAUGCCAUAAAGUCUAUCAUCAAUAAAGGCCACACAGUGCUGUGCGUGUUGAAGGACGAUUUGGUGGAGGUGUCAGGAGGGGGGUUGGAUGACUUCUACUCAACUCUCCAGUUCCACUUCCACUGGGGAGCCCACUCCGCCGAUUCUGAGGGGUCAGAGCACACCGUGGAUAAGAAACGAUACCCUAUGGAGAUGCACAUCGUGAGCAAGAGGAAGAAUUUGACAAUGGAAGAGGGUCUAAAGACUCCUGAUGGCCUGGCAGUGCUGGGGUUUUUCAUCGAGGUUGCAGAAUCUACUAAAAGCACAUCCUCCUCAGGUCCUGCAGAAACAGCGUCGCCCACGUCGAGUUCUGCCUCCAACAUGGAAGCCUGGAAAACUCUGACUCGUUACCUGUCGGGUAUCAAAGACCUCGAGUCAGAAGUCGAAGUCACAGAUGAGAUUUCGAUCGACGGCUUGCUUGGCAACGUGAACCGUGAAUCCUAUUUCCGCUACAGCGGCUCCCUCACCACUCCUUCCUGCAACGAAGCCGUAGUUUGGACAGUCUUUAAAGAACCAGUUAAAGUGGACCGACACCUGAUGGCGAUGUUCCCGGAGAAUGCAGGACAUCACAACGUCUUCCGGCCAGGUCAGGCUCUUCGUUCCAGGAAGAUCUACACCACGGCUGCAGCCUCCAGGCCUGGACCGGGAACUGGACCGGGAACUGGACCGGGAACUGGACCGGGAACUGGACCCGUCUGGGUUUACCUGCAGCUGCUGCUGCUGCCGUGUCUCUGCGUUCUCUUCUCUUAAGGUCCGCUCGUGGAAAAACAGAGUUAAAUAUGUGAAUUAUUCCUGAAAGAUUAUCUGCUUGCAAAACCAAAUUUCAUCAGUGAUGUAAAAGCCUGAGAGGUGAUUUUAAAUCUGUUUAGUUAUGUCUGCAUGUCUACAAUUUAUAUUUAUGAUUUUGCUGUUUCAGUAUGUAAUACAGAUUCUGCCUCAUGUAUCUUUGUUUCAAAUAAUUUCAUUAUUGAUAAAUAUAAAAUUAACAAAACAGAUUUUAAAAAAUACUUUUUUUGUGAUUUUUGAUGUUUCUGUUAAAACCAGGGAGGAAAAAUUGCUCUUUUUUUGUUACUUUUUGAAAUAGCAUGAUGUAUUAUAGCAAUUAAUGUAAAUGUUUUUUUAGAAUCUAUGACACUAUGGGAUUCUUUAGCAUAAUUUAUUGUCAUAAAGGUACUCAGAGGUAAGGUUUGUUAUGAGAACAGAAUAUUUAAGAGCAUAAAGCCCUUCAGGGUGAAAUGUGCGCUUCAGAUUUAUUUCCAUUACAAACCUGAUGGUGAUAUUUUAAAAUCUAAGACAAAAAAACAGAAAACCAAUAAAUAAAAAAACACACUGAAA